This is a messenger RNA of Racocetra fulgida, 303 nucleotides long. The record is from the annotation of a GenBank genome assembly. Lineage: Eukaryota; Fungi; Glomeromycota; Glomeromycetes; Diversisporales; Gigasporaceae.
UUCGUGAAACGUCAAGAACCUCUAAUGCGUCCAUUAGACACUUUUUUUCGAAAGUGAUCUUAGAAGUUGAAGGGUAUAUGUUACAAUCUAAAUUAUUAGUAUUUCAAGAAGAUCCUAUUCAAUAUCAACUUUGUUCAUUAGAACGACACCCCAUACUCAAAGAAGGAACGACACCCCCUCCAAGCUGUAUAACAGCAAAAAGACCGCAAGAUCAAUGCGAGGAACGACACCCCAUGCCUUUAAGAGGAACGACACCCCAUGCCUUUAAGAGGAACGACACCCCUUCAGGUUGCACGAUCUCAC